GUUUCACCUUCGUCUUCUCCUCCUCGAUAGUAACCGUCGGCCAUGGUUGACUUGAACUAGAAGCUGACGAGUUGAUGGCGGAAUCUUGGCUAGUGAAUGGGUUUUGAUUGCUCUAUGCGUUGGAGGAAACAGAAAAGGAUCUCUGCAGUCACUGACCACCCGGCGAUCAGAAGGUCGGAGAAGGAAGAGAUGGCGUCCAACUACGUCGACACCACCGGCGACGAGGGCAGGUUCCACGGCCACGGCCACCACAACCACAGCGCCACCACCACGCCGACGGGCGCCGCGGCGUCGUCGCCGAGGACGAUGCGCCGCAGCUUCUCCUCCGCGUCCUCCGGCAGCCACGGCGGCGGCGGCGGCCACGCGCCCAAGUGCGUGUGCGCGCCGGCGACGCACGCCGGGUCGUUCAAGUGCCGCCUCCACCGCACCAACUCCCAGGGCCACGGCCACCCGCACACCUCCCCUCCGUCCUCCCCCGCCGGCGCCGCCGCGCCCCAGCCGUCCUCUGCCUCCUCCCGCACCGUCGAGGCCCAGUGAGCCCCACCAUCAUCGACAGACCAAGAAAAGCAUAAAACCAACCGGACUGGACAAUCUGGAAGAGUGAGAGUGAGAGAGAGAGAGAGAGAGAGAGAGAGAGAGAGAGAGAGAGAGAGAGCAUCGUGUCAUAUCAUCAGAAGGGAGUUUAUUUUGAUUUCCCUCGUCGUGAUCUCCAUGUUCUUGGAAAAAUUUUCACCUUUUCUUCUUCUUCUUCUUCUUCUUCUUCUUCUUCUUCUUCUUCCUUUUUGGCUGUGUGGGAUCUCCACACAUGAUGAACAAGCUCCUCCAAUCCUCUGCUCUAAUCUACCUACUUCUGCUCCUCUCUCUAUCUAUCUAUUGGAUGGAUGAUAAGCUGGAUAAAUGGUUAGAAAGAAAGGGAUUCCAGUUCUAGUAACUGCUGGUCUAUUUACCCUUCUGCUCCAUGUAAUUACUAGUAGUACCCACCAUUUUUACCAUCCUAUUGAUAGUCCUCCAUGGUUGAUGAUAUCUUGUCUGAAUUCUAGUGAUGUUCUUGAAAGUAA
Messenger RNA from Oryza brachyantha (malo sina), 1058 nucleotides. RefSeq lists its product as uncharacterized. The record is from RefSeq and is a predicted model, not a curated record. NCBI's taxonomy places the organism in Eukaryota, Viridiplantae, Streptophyta, Magnoliopsida, Poales, Poaceae. The transcript has 3 exons. Bases 97 to 537 code for a protein of 146 amino acids.